GUGUUUGGCGAGAUGGACCAACUCGUGGUCUUAGCCAGUCGAAAAGACAAUCCAAAAAAAAAAAAAAACACGCGUGUUUUCUGUUGAAAUUCAAACAUCCAGCUAAAAUAUUUAAGCCAAAAUGCGCAAAAAAGGACGUCGCAACAAGAAAGCGCCCAAAGUGAAGGUGGAUGCUCCCGUUUUCGAAGAACCGACGGCACUCAAGAAUGCACCGCACACAUUUGUUAUCCAUCGAGGCGAAAGGUGUUCCUCGGUGGUGGCACUGUCCCGAGAUUUCCGUCGCAUGAUGGAACCUUUUACCGCUAGCGCCCUGCGGGAACGACGCGUCAACAAGGUCAAGGAUUUUGUCCACCUGUCCGGAUUCUUCCACGUAUCACACAUGUGCCUGUUCUCGCUGUCCCCGCAAACGUUGUCACUGAAAAUCAUUCGCAUGCCAAAGGGACCGACUCUGACCUUCCGGGUGACGCAAUACACUCUCGCCAAGGACGUGAUCAGUAUGACGAAAAAGCAAUUUGUGGACGAGGAAAGCUUCCAUACGGCCCCGUUGGUCAUUCUGAAUAGUUUCAGCGGUGAAGGAAGACAUCUGAAACUAAUGGCUUCGACUUUCCAGAACAUGUUUCCGCCCAUCAAUUUAUCAACGGUGAAGCUUUCGUCGUUGAAACGGUGUGUUCUUCUAUCGUACAAUCCAGUUUCCAAACUGAUCGAUCUGCGCCACUAUUCCGUCACUGUGGUACCGGUGAACUUGAACAAGGGUGUUAAGAAAGUCGUAACACGAAACAUCCCCAACAUGUCCAAGUUUGAAGACAUCGCUGAUUUUGUGGAGAAAGGUCAUUUGCUGUCUGACUCUGAAUUCGAUGACGAAGAAACUCAUGUUGUUCUUCCGCAAAAUCUACGGAGAGGCAACCUUGCGGACAACAAAUCUUCGUUGCGGUUGCACGAAAUUGGGCCUCGUGUAACAAUGCGCCUGAUGAAGAUCGAGGAAGAUUUGCUGACGGGAGAAGUUCUGUAUCACGACUACAUCCAGAAGAAUGCCAUCGAAGUGGAGGAGCUGCGCAAGAAGCGUGCCGCCAAAAAGCGUCUGAAGGAGCAACGCAAGGAGAAGCAGGAGGAGAACAAGAAAAAGAAGGACGUUCAGAAGGCAGAACACAAGGCCAAGACUUCUGGUGGAACUCUCACCGACAGGGACAAGCAGUUGCUCAAGGAUGCUGAGGAAGCCAUUGGCGAGCAGUCGGAUGAGGAUGAUACCCGAUACUAUGAGGAUGCUAUUGGGGAAGCGCCAGAAAAAGAACUGUUCCAAGGACAAAGCGGCACCAGAAAGAGGCCUUUCAUUCCAAAGGGAUCGAACUAUUCGCUGAAACCGAAGAAGCCCAAACUGGACAAGAAGAAGGAAUACGAUGAAGAUGAUAGAGAUGACCGUAGAGGUCGGGCUGGGCCAGGAAAGAAGGGCAAAGGUUCCUUCAAGGGAAAAGGGACGCCAUCUAAGAAAGGCGGUAAGUUCUCGGGAAAGAAAACUGGCGGAGACUACAAGGGAAAGUCAAAGUAUGCCGGUAAGAAAGGGGAAGGAAAAGGUCAAGGAAAACCGAAGUUUAAGGGGGGCAAGAGGAAGUAGUUAAUCAGGAUGUUACAUUUUUAAUAUAAACUUAGAUGGUAACACCAAAAAA
Molecule: messenger RNA, 1661 nt
Organism: Aedes aegypti (yellow fever mosquito)
Lineage: Eukaryota; Metazoa; Arthropoda; Insecta; Diptera; Culicidae
Product: protein Peter pan
Exons: 2
Coding region: 122-1609 (495 amino acids)
Biological process (GO): rRNA processing; ribosomal large subunit assembly
Cellular component (GO): preribosome, large subunit precursor
Molecular function (GO): rRNA binding
Source: RefSeq, a predicted model, not a curated record